CACUUCUGCACGCUUUUUACGCGCACGGUGGGAAGCUAAUUAAAGUGGAUAUCUGACUCCUUCAUUCUCGCAGGGGGCCAAACGUCAGAGUACCCGUUUAAAACGCAGAUAUCUUUCAUGUGCAUGAUGGUGUGAUUAAUUUCACUUGAGUUGUUGGGUUAAAGCACUCUGUCUUGAAGUCACUCUGCACCAUGACGAACUCAUGAGCGCUUAGUGUACAGUGGAUUUUUUGGAAAGCAGUCUCCCCCAUCUGGAAAAGAAAGGUUUCAAACGCACAUUUUCAAAACUCAACGAAAGCCCUUCAACUAGCACUUUUGAACUCUGUCGAGAUGGGAAUGGCAUCGCUCCCGUGCGCUCUCUGCAUAAUAUGGAUAUUUCUGAUCUGUCAUUCGACGGGAACGAGAUAUAUUUACCAGUUUCCCGGCGUAACUGUUCAACGUGUCAGCUCGGAGCGGAGCGCGAGUACCGGUUCACCUCUCAGCGGAUCAAACACCCAGCCCAGGAACUGGUGCCAGUUCACAGUGUCGAGGACGGUGACAUGCCAGGUGCGCAAUGGGACAGAGACCACAGUGCAGAGAGUGUUCCAAGGCUGCCGCUGGCCAGGACUCUGCUCCAAACUCAUCAGCUACAGGACCGUGGUCAGGCAGUCUUACAAAGUGGCCUAUCGGCAGGUCACUGCUCUGGAGUGGAGGUGCUGUCCUGGGUUUUCAGGAGAUCAAUGUCAACUAGAGUGUAUGAACUGCACCGGCUUCACUGACAUGAACAGCAGACUGAAAUACAUCGAGUCCAAGAUUAAACUGCUAGACGGGGCAGGUUCACCAUCACCAUCCUUCAACAACUCAACAGAAGUUUCCAGUGAUAACGAGGUGUACACCCCUAACCCCACCCCCAUAGGCCUUCCAUCCUACCUGGAGCCAGGAGGAAGAGGACCACCAGGGCCAAUCGGAUCACCAGGUAUUCCAGGCCCAGCUGGCGAGGCAGGGGUUCCAGGACAGACCGGACUGACAGGGCCAAUGGGAGAGCGAGGAAGACCAGGAGAGAUCGGUUUUCCAGGCCUCCCCGGACCUCCAGGCCCUCCAAGGCCACGUCACUCCUCUAACCAGCCGAGGGGUGACAUGUUCGGGUUCGACGAGCAGGAGGAAGCACCUCUUACUCCAGCUCUUCCUGAGUUCGUAGCCGGUCCACCUGGUCCACCUGGUCCCCUUGGACCCCCAGGUCCCCCUGGACCAAUCGGACCAGCAGGAGUUCCAGGUCUCCCAGGGCGAGACGCAGAGGGAGGCCUCCAAGGCACGGCUGGGGACCCAGGGUCUAAAGGAGACACAGGGGAGAGGGGACCUCCAGGAUUAACAGGGGAGCAUGGCCAGCCUGGGCAGUCUGGGCAGAAGGGGGAGCCAGGAGAGGGUUUACCUGAGGGGGGAACUGAGGGAGUGCAGCAGCUGAGGGAAGCUCUCAAGAUCCUGGCAGAGAGAGUUCUGAUUCUGGAACACAUGAUUGGCAUCCACGAGAGUCCACUGGAGUCCGGCUCUGGACUGGAGAGCCACCCAGAUUCCUUCUCAUUUCCCGCCAUGAGGACCAGGAAGGCCGAGUUCACCAUCAAGACAGGACAACUUCAGCCUCUCCAACUCUCCUCCAAUCCUCAAGGAAACAAUCUCCCUAUAGUGGUCAGACUGAGACGAGGUCUUUUUUAAGACACCGAUGAAUUUGAUUCGAUUUUUUUUUUAGGGGGUAGAUCAGCUUUAAUAUUGCAGAUAGAUUGCACCUUCCGUCAAUGUAAUUGUCUGCAUCAUUUCCAAACCCCCAUGUAUUGUUUUUUUAAUAAAUAUAUAUACAGGGCAUUUGGAAAGUAUUCAGACCACCUGACUUUUUCCACAUUUUAUUACAUUACAGCCUUAUUCUGAAAUAGAUUUUUUUUUAAUGUUUCCCCUCAUUAAAAUCUACACACAAUAUCUCACAAUGACAACGCGAAAACAGGCUUUUAAAAAUGUUUGCAAAUGUAUUACAAAUAAAAACUAUCACACAGGAAAUAAAAUAAAUAUUAUAAAACUCCUUGCACACAGAACACCCAGCUGGUGAUGGUGAUAUAACUGAGUAGAACAAUCCUUCUACACCAGACUAGACUGACACCAUUACCUACAUCCUUCAUCCAUUUACAGAAGUAUUCAGACCCUUCACUCAAUACUUUCUUGAAGCACCUUUGGCAGCGAUUACAUCCUCGAGUCUUCUUGGGUAUGACGCUACAAGUUUGGCACACCUGUAUUUGGGGAGUUUCUCCCAUUCUUCUCUGAAGAUCCUCUCAAGCUCUGUCAGGCUGGAUGGGGAGCUUUGCUGCACAGCUAUUUUCAGGUCUCUCCAGAGAUGUUAGAUCGGGCUCAAGUCCGGGCUCUGGCUGGGCCUUUCAAGGAUAUCCAGAGUCUUGUCCCAAAGCCAGGUUUGCCUAGUUCGGUUCCCAACGUGAAGCAUGGAGGAGGUGUGAUGAUGUGUGGGUGCUAUGUUGUUGACACUGUCAGUGAUUUAUUUAUAAUUCAAGGCACACUUAACCAGCAUGGCUACCACAGCAUUCUGCAGUGAUACGCCAUCCCAUCUGGUUUGCGCUUAGUGGGAUUAUCAUUAGUUUUUCAACAGGACAAUGACCCAACACACCUCCAGGCUGUGUAAGGGCUACUUGACCAAGAAGGAGAGUGAUGGGGUGAUGCAUCAGAUGACCUGGCCUCCACAAUCCCCUGACCUCAACCCAAUUGAGAUAGUUUAGAAUGAGUUGGAACACAGAGUGAAGGAAAAGCAGCCAACAAAUGCUCAGCAUAUGUUAGGAACUCCGUCAAAACUGUAGGAAAAUCACUCAUCUCUGGUUGAGAGAAUGCCAAGAGUGUGCAAAGCUGUCAUCAAGGCAAAGGGCGCCUUCUUUGAAGAAUCUAAAAUAUAUUUAGAUUUCUUUAACACUUUUUUGGUUACUACAUGAUUCCAUGUGUGUUAUUUCAUAGUUUUGAUGUCUUCACCAUUUAUUCUACAAUGUAGAAAUAGUAAAAAUAAGAAAAACCCUUCAAUGAGUAGGUGUGUCCAAACUUUUGACUGGUACAGUGUAUAUAUAUAUAUAUAUAUAUUAAUUUUACCCCCUUCUCUUUCCAAUUUCGUGGUAUCCAAUUGUUAGUAACACAACCCAACCAAGUCGCACUGCUUCUUGACACAGCGCGCAUCCAACCCGGAAGCCACCCGCACCAAUGUGCCAGAGGAAACACCGUGCACCUGGCGAGCGCUCACUGCGCCCGGCCCACCACAGGAGUCGCUGGUGCGUGAUGAGACAAGGAUAUCCCUACCGGCCAAACCCUCCCUAACCAGGACGACGCUAGGCCAAUUGUGCGUCGCCCCAGUGACCUCCCGGUCGGCUGCGACAGAGCCUGGGCACGAACCCAGAGUCUCUGGUGGCACAGCUGGCACUGCAAUGCAGCGCCCUAGACCACUGCGCCACCCGGGAGGCCGUAUGUAUAUUUUCCUUUAUUAUUUCCCCUAACCUUCCCACCUCUCCCCCAAUUGGAGUAAACUAACGGACAACAACAUUUAAGCUUCUACUUCCAGCUUAUACAUAUUAUAUACAUUUUACGGACACAAUGUAUUUUACAAUAGGAAUCUUUUGUUUAUUUAUUAUCCCAUCCUUCACCUAGGCCUCGGCCUCUCCCAUCUAGCUCUGAAGACCAUCCAGUCCCAUGCUUCACCUAGGCCUCGGCCUCUCCCAUCUAGCUCUGAAGACCAUCCAGUCCCAUCCUUCACCUAGGCCUCGGCCUCUCCCAUCUAGCUCUGAAGACCAUCCAGUCCCAUCCUUCACCUAGGCCUCGGCCUCUCCCAUCUAGCUCUGAAGAACAUCCAGUCCCAUGCUUCACCUAGGCCUCGGCCUCUCCCAUCUAGCUCUGAAGACCAUCCAGUCCAUGCUUCACCUAGGCCUCGACCUCUCCCAUCUAGCUCUGAAGACCAUCCAGUCCCAUCCUUCACCUAGGCCUCGACCUCUCCCAUCUAGCUCUGAAGACCAUCCAGUCCAUCCUUCACCUAGGCCUCGACCUCUCCCAUCUAGCUCUGAAGACCAUCCAGUUUGAUUUCAAUUUGCCAUAUAUUUUUAACUGUGCUGUUUCACAAAUGUUCUGAACCUAUUUUAUAGACACAGUGUAUUUUACAUGAGUUAUCUUGUUGUUUUUAGUCCCACCCUUCAGCUCCACUCAACCCCUCCCAUCUAUAUCUUAACACCAUCCAUUUGAUAUAUAUAUAUAUAUAUAUAUUUAUAUAUAAUUUAUAUAUAAUCUGUGCUGUGCAGUGAUGUUUCACAAAAGUUCUGAACCUUUGUAUUCUCAAAUUUUCUACAGAUUGUAAAUUAAAUAUAAAAAAUGUUUCUAAAAGUGUUAUUAUUGAUUGAAGACUGUGACUUUUCAAGUCACCCAGCAGUGUGAUUUGCAGAAUUAGCUCCAGGUAAAUGUUGCAAUUCUUCAGCCAUUUCUGGACCUGCGAACCAAAAACAAGCUACAGUGUAUUCAGGAAGCGAAAGGUAAUUCAGACCCCUUGACUUUUUCCACAUUUUGAUACGUUACAGCCUUAUUAAAUAAAUGUAUUAAAUAAAUGUUUUUCCUAAUCAAUCUACACACAAUACCCCAUAAUCACAAAGUAAAAACAGGUUUUUAUAAUUUUUUUGCUAACCUGGCACUAUCCCUACGGUGAAGCACGGUGGUGGCAGCAUCAUGCUGUGGUGAUGUUUUUCAGCGGCAGGGACUGGGAGACUAGUCAGGAUCGAGGCAAGGAUGAACGGAGAAAAGCACACAGAGAUCCUUGAUUGUUGGUUGUUAUUUUGGGUAGAGCAGACAUUUUAUAUAUAUUUUUGUUAGAUGCAUGUGUGACAACUCCACCAGUCCUAUUUAUGAAAUAAUUUACAAAUACUCUUUUUGUAUUAUUAUUCUUUUUUUGUAUCAAUUAGUAUAUCUGAGUUUAACCACAAUAUUUGUUGUAUUAUUUGUUUUGUCUUUUUUGAUGGAUUAAACAAAAAAUUGCA
Oncorhynchus nerka (sockeye salmon) is the source of this 5023-nucleotide messenger RNA. Its product is annotated as collagen alpha-1(XXVI) chain-like. Bases 330 to 1688 code for a protein of 452 amino acids. Gene Ontology annotation, molecular function: protein binding. The record is from RefSeq and is a predicted model, not a curated record. The transcript has 14 exons. NCBI's taxonomy places the organism in Eukaryota, Metazoa, Chordata, Actinopteri, Salmoniformes, Salmonidae.